Molecule: messenger RNA, 4100 nt
Organism: Lucilia cuprina (Australian sheep blowfly)
Lineage: Eukaryota; Metazoa; Arthropoda; Insecta; Diptera; Calliphoridae
Gene: fid
Exons: 3
Coding region: 1-3606 (1201 amino acids)
Biological process (GO): tRNA wobble uridine modification
Cellular component (GO): nucleus; cytoplasm
Molecular function (GO): tRNA binding; S-adenosylmethionine-dependent methyltransferase activity
Source: RefSeq, a predicted model, not a curated record
AUGCAAGUUGCACUAUGUGACAAUCUUGAAUUACCCUUUCGGGAUGAAUCAUUUGAUGCGGUUCUCUCCAUAGCAGUGGUCCAUCAUUUUGCCACCACCGAGAGGAGAGUAAACGCCUUAAGAGAAUUGGCACGCAUUUUACGUAUUGGUGGUCGUGUUGUUAUUACUGUUUGGGCUUUAGAACAACGUCAUAGACGUUUUGAAUCACAAGAUGUACUGAUACCUUGGCAACCGCCUAAAAAUCGUAAUUUCAACUAUUCGGAUGAGGAAGAUGAUGAAGACUUUUUGCCUCCAUAUCAUGCAUAUACAGAGGAUUCAACGAAUUCCAGUCGUUCGGCUGGAGAUGGUGAUAGUUCGAGUUUGUCUUCUUCAUCACCGGGCGAAUCGUGUUAUAGUUUCGUUCGUAGAGCCAUACAGAAACUAGCUGGUGGCCGUAAACAUGCCUGGUUCCUUGACUCCUGGACCUCUAAGGAUACUAAAAACGACAGUAGUUUAGAUUAUGAAGAUGCAAAAGAUUUACCCAUAGAAUUGCGUCGUUUAGAAGACUUUGAAGAUUUUACAGAUCCACCGUUAUCGGCGGGUCUUAAAUCUCGCAGUCUAGGUAGUAUACUCAAUCCACCACCACGACAAAUUGUACGCUCACGUUCAAGUGUACCAAGUCUCGGUGGUCCAUUACUGCAUGUCGAUAAGAAUACAAACGCUACACAACUCUUAGAUGCUCAUGCAGCCGGACAAGUAGUCAAUGUAUCUUCCGCCAAUUCCAUUAAUCACACAAAUGGUCAUUCACCCACAAAUCAUACAUUAAUAAAUACUAAUAGCUCUACGACUACUGUUACCACAACACAUGCAUCAUCGAAUCUUAGUCGCCGUCCUAAACUCAUUAAGCAAAAACAAUCUCUUUGUGAUGAAGACUAUCAACUGCCAGAUAUGCCAUUUCACAUGUUAAGUCAGUAUAAUGUAAAUACGAAUGGUGUCACCAGUACAUUGUUUGCCAAACAGCAAUCGCUGCCCGGGCAAAAUUUGACCACCCGCCAAAUGCGUAAGCAGAGUUCAUUGAAUGAAGAACUAAUGGCUGGCAAUAGAAUACGGGAAAAGGAGCGUGUACGCAAGAGAAUACAAAAACAAAUGUCGCUCAAUGAAGCAUUUCUCUGUCGUUCGGCCUUGUUUUCCAAACGUUUGCAGGUCAUACGUGAAGGUUUUACCAGCAAAAUUAAAAGUUCUACUGGUAGUUUGGAAAGAGUUACUAAAACGGGCAUAAAUAAAAUAAUGCAAAAUUUAAAAACCACACCAGAAGAGAAAACGCCCUCAGCGGCUCAAGUUAAUAGUAAAACGCCUAAAGGUAAAAUAUGCACACAUGAGCAUCAUCAUCAUCACCAUCAUUAUUAUCAACAACAGCAGCACUCUCCUUUGGUGAGUAAUUUUCAAACUCAUCUACAUCAUUUGCUGCAUCGCCAGAAUACCGCCAACAAGUUUUCUGGUCCCGUAACUAUGUGUAAAAGUUUGGACUGUACCACCACGGCCUGCUAUUGUCAGACCUAUCAUCAAGCCUGCUCACAAUGUACCAAUGCAGGUGAUGAGGAAAAGGCUAGAAGACAUUCCCGAGAAUCGGGUUCAGACUCUUCCAAAGAUAGCAGUUUACAGUCGGACACUAGCAUAGAGUCCGAAGAUAGUUUUGCCUCGGUUAUAUUUAUACCCAAACCCGAGCAGCAUCAGCAACAACUGAACUAUCAGAAACAACAUCAAAAUUCCAAUUCCAGUUCGAGUAAUUCCUCGUCCAGCAAUGGCGGUGGUUGUCAUGUCCACAAAACGUGUUGCCAGAGUAAGUGCGUAUCCUCUUCCUCCAACUUGGGCCAGUGUUGUAAAUUAGAUAUAAAUGGUCAUCGUAUAUCAUCAGUGCCAACAUCUCCACUUAUAAUGCCCUGCCCUCCCACACCCGCUCAUUCGCCAGCAGCGGCCCAAACAGCCGUAACUUCCCCGCCCCAAUCAAUGCCUGCUGUUAUAGCAGCCAUGGCCAUGUUUACACCUCCCGCCAAGAGUAAUCUACCAGAAAAAAGUGCUGAGGAACAAAAUUCCUUGAAUAGUGUUAACAAGACUAGAUUUAAUUUCGAUGAAGCUCAUAUAAAGCAACAAGAGUCCAAGGAUUUACAGCAGCAAGAAGAACUUAAACAAAAGCAACAGCAAAAUAAUCAAGAAAUUAAACCGGAACUAAAAAAAGAACUAGAACAACCAAUUGAAAUAAAAAUCACUAGACAAAUAAUUAAAGAUUUGCCACCCAUACCGAAGUUCCGCAAACAGCAAUCUUUACAAAUAACACGGCAAAGUUUUCCCAUAGUAAGAAGAACUACCACGGCUGGUGGUGGUGCAGCCAUAGCUACCAUACCAAAACUAAUGUCAUUAGAACUAUUUAACCCGGCUACGGAUGAUUUAGAUAGUGAUUCUAGCGAACCCUCUUCACCCGACUCGGUAGAUAGUGUUAUAAGUGCGCCCAGAUCCAGUAAUUUGACAACAGCUCCCAGUUUGGAUCAGGCCAAAGAUGUUACACCCAAUGAGGAGAAACUACCAGAAUCAGAAACUAAAGCUGAAGCUGAAGAAACCGAAAAUGAAAUGAUAGUUAAUGAUGACAAAUCCGAUAUAUUACCCAACAAAUAUGGCGGAGGUAUGCAAACGAAUCAACCACAAGAUUGUCAAGAAUUUGCUGAACAAUUAAGUGCCCAAUUGUUGCGUGAAUUGGAAGAGAAAAAUAAUAAAGCCGAAACAAGAUCUUUAGAAGCUAGUGAAGAAUUCUUUGAAGAUCCUUUCUCACAGCCACGCAAACGUAAUGGUGAAAAAGAUUUGGCCGCCUUAAGGGAUGAGCUAAGAGAACGUAGACUUAUGUUGGCUAAUUUAUCAACACAACCCAGCCUUAAUCAAUCGCCAAAUUCUUCCUCUACAUCAUCGCUCUCCUCACAGACCAGAAGUUUUACCAUACACGAAGAAGAUGAGGACGAGGAUGAGGAGGAAAAUGAACGCAGCUACACUUUACAAUUAUAUGAAAAUUGUAAAAUAUCGAAAUUUAAUUAUAAAAGACAUUUACACAAUAAUUUACAUCCCGAAACGGCUUAUUUGCUACAAGAUGAAGAUUCCUCCAUAAAGGAUGAUGAGGAAGAUGGUUUAGAAGAAAUUGAACAUGAUGUUAUACUCGAAGAAGAUGAAGACGAGGUAGAAGCUGAAGAAACUUUAACUCAACAACAACAAACGACCAAUCAAAUUAAAAACGAAAAAUCUGAUUCUCUCGACGACAAGGAGGAAGAAACUACAACAACGAAAAAGAGUUCGGGCGAAGAAACUACCAUAACAAAUAAUACAACGACCACCUCUACUAAUACCAUGCAAAAUCGUAAUCAAUCGACCGAAUCUUGGGAGCAUUCAAAUAGCUCAACCACUUCACUUGAUAGUCCAUCACAAGGUGGCGCCACCACACACCAUCGCUACUAUCACGUCUUUCGCGAAGGUGAACUUGAUGCAUUAAUCAAUCAUCAUGUAGCCAGUUUGCAUAUAGUAUCAUCGUACUAUGAACGUGCCAGUUGGUGUGUGGUAGCUGAAAAAGUGCAAGUAUGGACAAUUUGAGUGGUUGGUUGGAUAGAGUUUAUGAAUUUAAAAGAUAAAAUAUAUACAUACUACUAAUAAAUUUAUAAAACUAAAAUCGCAUUACAUGGAAUCUAUGUAUACUUAUUAGAAUAUUUUCUUUUUUUUUAUCUUUUGGCAAAAUAAUAUAUAUAGUAUAUGCUGUAUGUAAAUAGUACGGAUAUAUAGCAAAAAUUUUUAAAUAAAAGCUCAAAUAUAUACAAUUCAUAUAUAUAGAUUUAUAUACUCAUUAUUUAAGAAUCAAAAAAAAAUAAACAUUAAAGAAGUAUCAUUAAGAUUAAUGUUUAAAUAAGAUGUUUUUUUCUAGUAUAAAGUCAAUGCUGAUAAAGUGUUUUAAUAUAAGAUUUUGAAAACGGUUUGAAAGUUCUAUUGUUCUAUGUUCAAAAGCUUUUUCUGUUAAAGUCUUUUUUAUGUACUAACUUAACAAUAAGAAUUGGAAAAUGAUUUCUAUGAAAAUUGGUUUUAUACAAAAGGUU